GUGAAACUGCAAUUAAAUGUGCAAUCGCUUCUGAGAUAUUUCUUCGCGCCGCGCCAAAUUUAGAAAAAAAGACUUCCGAGAGAGAUAGAGAGAGAGAGCCGGAGAGAGAUGGCGUUGAGCGUCUCCUGCAGUUCUUCGUCGGUUCUCCGGCAGAUUCGUCGAGACAAGAAGAAAAUUGACCAAUGGAGGGACGUACAAGCGCUAGUAGAAAGAGUUGGAGUUCCGUCCAUCGCGGGAACGCCGUUGGAGUCGCUGCGGAAAGGGGUCUGGGUCAAGCUAAUAUGCGGGGCUAGCUUCGAAGAUGCGGUCGAUGUGAGGAACCUCUCGCUUGUUUACACCCUUGCUGGCGUGGACUGCAUAGAUUGCGCUGCCGAUGAGUCCAUUGUUGGAGCAGUUAGAGAAGGCAUUGAAAUUGCUAGACAGAUUGUUCCCAUACGGAGCCCAUGGGUUAUGAUUAGUGUUAAUGAUGACGAAGAUCUUCAUUUUCGCAAGGCAGAAUUCAAUGCAGAGGAUUGCCCGCCUGAUUGCUCAAGACCGUGUGAGACAGUGUGUCCAGCUAAUGCCAUAUCAUUGCGAAAGGGAGGAGUUAUAACUGAACGUUGCUAUGGCUGUGGUCGUUGCUUGCCUGUUUGUCCAUAUGAUAGAAUCAGAGCUAAUAACUAUGUCAGAAGUGCUGCUACUAUUACUCAGCUCCUCAGACAUAAUGUGGAUGCAGUAGAGAUCCAUACAAGUGCACGGGACGUGGACUUGUUCAAAGAGUUGUGGAGUAACUUGGGAGAAUGUGUUGGCCGUUUGAAUCUAGUAGCAGUUAGCUUACCUGAUCUGGGGCACUCCACUGUGUUUUCCAUGAACAUGAUGUACUCAGUAAUGCAACCAUAUCUACAAUGCUGCAACUUGUGGCAGCUAGAUGGCCGGCCCAUGAGUGGAGACAUUGGCAAAGGUGCAACAAAGGAGGCAAUAGCCUUUGCUGCUCGUCUAACUGCUGUUGAGGGCAGGCCACAUGGUUUUCUUCAAGUUGCUGGUGGCACCAAUUCACACACAAUUGGCAAAUUGAAGCAAGUGGGGCUCUUCCGGAAAAUGCAGACUGUUGGCUCAUUGGAGGAGCCAAGGGCUCUAAUUAGUGGGAUAGCUUAUGGGGGAUACGCGAGAAAGAUUGUCGGGAGGGUUUUGCAUAAGAUGCGGGGGAAACAUGGAACUCCACUUAUAGAGAACUACCCUGAAUGUCUGUUCGAGGCUCUUCAGGAAGCGCUUGCGUUAGUGGGCCCUGUGAAAUGCUACAAAUUUCCGAUUAGUGAAUAGAAUUUUUUAGUUUUAAUCGGUUGUUCGAUUUGUAUCGAGAUGUUUAGUUAUGCUUAUGUAUGAUAAAAAACACCUGUUUGUUAUUGUGUAAGAAAUUAUUUGUCUUUUUGAUCCCCUUAGACUGGUAAUAUGUAUAUUUUAUCUUUCUGUUCGUA
This is a messenger RNA of Nymphaea colorata (pocket water lily), 1454 nucleotides long. RefSeq lists its product as uncharacterized. The transcript has 13 exons. NCBI's taxonomy places the organism in Eukaryota, Viridiplantae, Streptophyta, Magnoliopsida, Nymphaeales, Nymphaeaceae. Bases 109 to 1299 code for a protein of 396 amino acids. The record is from RefSeq and is a predicted model, not a curated record.